GCCAAUUGCCUUCAGUUGUAGAAAUGGCAGCAUUGAGGCAGGAGCAUCGGUAUGGGCUCUCUUGUGGAAAAAUUAACAAAAACACCCCGAAUAAAACUCUGUAUCACGUAAAACUCACCGACACUGCCAUCCGGACACUCGAAGCCUACCAGAAUCUGAAGGAAUCACUACCAAAUCAGCCAGCAAUUUGCUUUAAGGGGACCCAGGGGUACAUAAAGAUCCCGGCGCCGGCCCCUGAAUCACCUGAUGCACUCAGAGUCUUCUCGUUCUAUCUAUCCAGUGACAGCAAAGACAAACCUCAGUCCAGCUUUGACUGCAUUCACCAAUAUGUCUCAGGGGAGGGCAGGGAGCACCUGGAGGGCCAGGGCAGUAUUCAGGAUAAAAUCACAGUUUGUGCCACAGAUGACUCCUACCAGAUGACCCGGGAGCGCAUGUCUCAGGUGGAGAAAGACAUCUGGAGCCGCUCAGCAAUUGAGAUCAAGCCAGGGCCAAGUAAAUGUGUGAAGGUCCAGAGGAAGCAGGGGCUAGCAUCUGGCACAGAUAGCAGCAACAAGCACUCUCCCAGCAACAAAAGGAGCCUGGUUCCCAGCCCUGUGGCACACCGGCCCUUGAGGGACCGCAUCAUUCACCUCCUGGCCUUAAAACCCUACAGGAAACCUGAGCUGCUACUGUGGUUAGAGAGGGAGAGGGCCAGUCCAAAGGACAAGACUGACCUGGCCUCAGUGCUGGAUGAGAUUGCUAAGCUGAACACUAAGGACCACAGCUACUCUCUGAAGGAUGAGCUCUACAGGCACGUCCAGAGAGACUGGCCUGGCUACCUUGAGGAGGAGAAGCAACUCAUCCACCGGCUCCUGACCAGGAAGCUGCAGCCACUCCACAGUAACCAGUUGAAGACUCUCCAGUCCAACCAUUCAUUCCACAAAACUCCCGGGGACUCUCCUUCACAACUCAGUCCUGCCAAGAGCCUUUCUGUGAAACGCCCAUUGCCCUCUGACCCAUCCAACUGUCAGACCCCCAAGAAACAAAGACUAUUAGACCAGUGUUUGCCUCUGCAGUCCCCAUCCAAUGGAGACCAUGGUCCCAGCGGGGCUCGCAGCUCCUCGAGUCACAGAAACACCAGUAUACAGACCAAAAUGGAGUUUGAACGAACCAACAAUCACAUCCAGGGGAGCCCAAAUGGUGUUUACCCACAGCACAAACUCAGCAGGACAUCUGACGCCCCCAAACUGGAGAGGACAGAGCCGGCCCCUACUGCACCCAGCCCCAAGCCCUCACAGACUCAGACCUCCAUUUGCACUGAUCAACAGCUCACCAAUGGCCAACAUAAAAAGAAGAGGUCCAAAAAGCACAAAGAGAAGGAACGAGAGCACUUAAAGCCAGACUGGAUAGAGACCAGUCCAGACCUGAAGCAGAACCAAGAAAAUCUCAACGACCAUGAGGGAGCAAAAACACCUGUCAAUCGAACCUCACAGGAGGAACUGCCCGACUAUUUCAUAAAAUACAGCACCAUCACUGCGCUGGAGCAGCGUCAGCAGUAUAAGGACGACUUCUGUGCCGAGUAUGAUGAAUACAGAGCCCUUCACGACCGGAUUGGUACUAUCACAGAGAUGUUUGUUCAGUUGGGCUCAAAGAUCAACACUCUGUCCCCUGGAACACAAGAGUACAAGGUACUUUCUGGCCCAAGGAACAGCAGCCUGCUCCAUUUUCAACAUAAUACCAUUUGUAAACAGAGAACCGCUCAGAAACAUAACAGCCUAACACUGUUUUCUUUCGAUCCUUCCAGCUUAUGGAGGACCAAAUACUACAAAAGUACAGAAAGUAUAAGAAAAAGUUUCCUGGUUACCGGGAAGAGAAGAAGCGUUGUGAGUACCUGCAUCAGAAACUGUCGCACAUCAAAGGCCUGAUCGUGGAUUAUGACCGAACACAGGAGCCGUCCUAGUCCCUGGCCUUUACCCUCACCGGGGUGUGAAAUGACUGGACCAAAAGACUCCACAUGGACCAAAUAAAAACUGGCCAGCUGGGUCCUGGAGGGUAAGGACCUCGGAUCCCAUUGGAAACACUAUUCACUUUACUCCUCCACGUGUUAUUGGGAUGGAGGAGCAAGGUUCUCUUUUCAAAAGUGGGCCGAGACCACCAACUCGUGAUCAAAUGAUGCCCUUUAAUACUAUUGUUUCUAAGAAUGAUUGUUGUUGUAAUGGCUGGAUUUUGUUCUGCUGUAAAAUGGAUAGAUGACACAGUGAAAGCCAAAUCCAUUUUUCUAUGGAAAAAUGCAAAAUGGAUGUGAUCCUCCUGCCGAAUUACAUUUUUCAUUUUAUCCUUUCUGUCUUUUUGUCAGGACUAUGAGGUAUUGAUUUGUAUAAAGUAGAUGGUACAAUCAAAGGUGAAAACAAACACUACUAAAGUCUACAGUAUAUUUAACAGAUUUGUUCAUUUGCUAUUUCAGUUAUGGCACAGAAGCCAAAUGUUGACAUAACACCUUAAUUCAUAUUGUUGAAGUUUAAAUCAGUAAGUUACAGUAAUUAAAUCACAUAACGACAAUGACACGGGAAUGCCAUGGGACUUUUGGAAGCUAGACAAAAUAAUCAUUCAUACAAAACCUGCAACGCUGUAGUGCGGAUACAUUACAAAAUUUCAUCCUGAUCUAACAUUAAUAUAAUUAAGAAAGUUUCGUGACGUUUAAAGCUUAAUGCACAGAUUAUUUCAAGUUGUGUUACCUUGUGGUUUUUCAACCCAGGAAAAUGUGUGGUUAGGAACAGUGUCUUUGUGCUUAAAUUAUGCUUUGUUUUGUUUUUUCUUCCUGUAGCUUUCUGCCAUUAACUUAUUCCAUUUCCAAGGUAUGUUCAAAUGCCAGAAACACCACCCUUGCAACAACCAAUUACGUUGGUUUCAAGCAAAUGUUUGUGCAAAACAAGUGCUGAUUCCAACCACACCUAGCCUACCACAAAUUGCCUUUUGUAAUGAAAUGAAAAAAAUAAUACUAAUCUGCUGAGACAUCUCAAGUCUACUGGUUACCAAUUUGCUUACUGGUACACAGUACACAACCAUACCUCUCAUAUUUAUCCUGUCGAUGAAUGACUACAUAUUGCUCUUUGCAUCAGAGGCCUAUUAGCUCUAAAUGCAGGAUGUUCACUUUGGGAUAGUCCCCACAUUUCGACCUGGUAUGACUGCCUCGGCUGAGUCUGUUGAAAAAAUAAUUCACUCUAGUGAAUGUUACAUUUUGACACACACUACUGGAUGUGGUAGAGAUGCCUUCACCCGAAUGGAUUGUGUAAUUUUGGACAUCUUUGUACCAGCGCAGGUACAUCUGAAUCACCACAAUCUGUGAUUUCAUUUCACCUUCAUUAGCUGUGGCCUGAAGUAGGAGGUAGACACCAGAUUUCAGUGUUCUGUUCUCAUUAGCAUCAGUGUAGCUGUGAACACGACCGUUGUCUUAAAUAUGGCUUAAAAUGGGAGAAUGAAGCUAAUAUUUGCCUUAACAAGUCUGACAAAUAUUUCCAAGAUUCAGAUACCCCCUCCUCUUACAUGUACUAAGUCUUGGUUUUGAUCACCUGCACAGUUCAAAUGUUGUUUAAAUGUCUUUGUUAUUAAGGAAAAAAAAAACAUUCAUGUUAAUGGAUUGUUUUAGUAUGUCGGUUGUAUCAUCUGUGUCAAUAUUUUUUUCCAUGUGCGUCCUAAUCAUUUUGUGUUUUAGCUGCAUUGUUUCUCAUAACCUGUUAGAUAAUCAUGAACUGAAAAGGUUCAAACUGAUUUGAACUCGUUUUCCAAGCCUAUCGAGCACCACUAUCAAAAGCAAGAAUUGUUUUUAGACAUUGACGCAAAGUAACGCGCUUCACUUCUCUUCCUGCAGAUAGUCAGUGUGCAUCACGUCAAACGUUUGGUAUGCUCUUUUGAUUACAUUGUGUGUUACUUCAUUAGGUAUUCUGGGAUGUGUGUGACGAUUUGAGACUAGCAUUUGCUUUUACUUGGCACAUAUUCACCAAGCCUCAAAAAGACUAAUAUUAAUUAGUUCUUGAGAUUGAAAAAUGAUACCUUGGAUUACAGACUUUUGGUGUUUUAUCCAUUUUAAGCAUCAAAUAGUGUUGAAACCUUAAACAAAUGUUGGAUUCUUAAGAUGAGAAGCCAAUUUUUUUUUUUUUCUUGUAUUGGAAUUUAUGCCGAGGAACUCGUCUGUACAUGAUCUGGUUACAUGAAAGAAAACAUAUGGGCUGCUCAAAUAUACAAAAAAUAAUUAAUUUCUUUUGCACAAUGAGAUUUGUUUUCCUUCAACACAAAAAGCUGUUCAUUUAGAGAUGGAAUUGAAUAUGAUGUGUUGGUAAGAGUAUCGAAAGAUCUCUAACAGUGUCCAGCACCGGCGUAAGGUCACUUGCCCAUGUAAACGUCAAUAUUAGCUGUAAAGACUGGUCUCAGAUACGUGCUCUCUUAUUCUGAGAUAUUAAAAGCCUAGUGUCUUUGGAGUAUCGGACUAGACUGGGUUUCCAAAAUCAUCUUAGUGUCUUGAUCAUAAAAAUUUCACUGUGCGUUCAAACUAGGGCUUAACCAGCAUGGAGUUUGAAGGCCGACACUCAGUUGAGGCUGCCAAGAGUUGAUAUUUUGUGCCAACAUUCAAUAUAUUAAAAUCUGACCAUUUCCAUGUUAUUGGGGGAAAAAAGUAUUCAAUCACCCCGUGCAAAAUUGUAUAAUUUGCUGGAUGGAUACAUUUCUAAAAUACUGUUUUGACCAUGAGAACUGUCAGGAUAAUAAUAACCAUUGUUAUUAUCAUAAUAAUAAUGAUUCAAUCCAUGUUAAGGGCUUCCCAUGUAAAACCAGCAUAGCACACUGGUUAAUAUUGUAAUAUAUUGUAAUAUUGUGUAAUCAAAUAAGCUGCAUCACAUCAAAGAGACAGAUGACACCAACAAUACCGAGUUCUUUAAUAAAAUGUUAAUAUCUGCCUCAUGUAUGAGAAAACUCAGAUACUGGUCUGUCCCUAGAAUGAACAAAGUUAAUUUUACCAUUUGUAAUAUUAAGAUGCUUUUGGAAAACCAAACCACACCUUAGGUCAAAAGGGCUUAUCAAGUGCUAAUUUGUAUUUUACUGUUGCAGGAGCUAACUACUGUAGGUGCCUUUUUCCCUAAGGAGAGCAGAGCCACUCGGCAUGUACCUAUCAUUAGUAUUCUGGAAAAAAAAACAAAAAAACAAAACCUUGUGCCAAUAGUGUUUACACAUGUAAUCUUU
Molecule: messenger RNA, 5211 nt
Organism: Myripristis murdjan (pinecone soldierfish)
Lineage: Eukaryota; Metazoa; Chordata; Actinopteri; Holocentriformes; Holocentridae
Product: RNA polymerase II elongation factor ELL2
Exons: 11
Coding region: 24-1904 (626 amino acids)
Biological process (GO): snRNA transcription by RNA polymerase II; positive regulation of transcription elongation by RNA polymerase II; transcription elongation by RNA polymerase II
Cellular component (GO): transcription elongation factor complex
Molecular function (GO): cis-regulatory region sequence-specific DNA binding
Source: RefSeq, a predicted model, not a curated record